AUGGCUGGGACAGAAGAGAAACUCCCUAUGGCUGGGGAUUGGGCACCCAUGAAUUCCAACACCCAAGAUAUCUCCUCGAGUUUCAUUGGCGAGGGUGCUCCGCCGGAAGAGAAGGUUCCCACGGUGCUCCCAGAAGCGGGAGAGGAAGAUGGGGUUCGGGGGAGAAGCACCCCCUGUGAACCUUUCAGCGAGGUAAAGCCGCCGACUGGUCCAAGAUUUGGGGCGCGUGCAGGACUUGCGGAGAGGAUGGCGGUGAGGGCCGGGUUCAAUGCUCCGAAGCUCAACACAGAUCGCAUCAGAUCAGGGGACGUGCCAUCCUUCUCUUCGGAAGUUCAAUCCCCUUAUCUGACGAUUCCUCCUGGUCUCAGCCCGACCUCUUUUUUGGAUUCUCCGGUUUUCGUUUCCAAUUCACUGGUGAGGCUCAUUUCUAUUUAGCAUCCUCGCAUUUGUCCUUUGAAAGGCAGAUGUAGGCUGAGGGACUGCAGUCAAUGUUGGAAGAUGAUUUUGAAUCAUAUUUUAGAGAAAAAAUGUGGAUCCAGAAUUUCGAAAUGGAUUCUGAUUUCGUCGUGAUUAUUUUACAUUCAUGUGAAAUGCGUCACCCAAGAGCUCUCAUAUAUAGAUUUGUAGAACACUCAAUGUUGGAAGGGCUCAUGCAUGGCAAUUUUUUUAUCUUGAAAUUUUUAUUUAAACUAAUAUUAAACUCAGAAGAAUGAAUGGUUUUUGAAAUGUCAUGUCCUUUAGGCCAUCCCAUGUUCACUGUGUUUCAUCAAAUAUAUUAGCUUAUUUUAUGUCAUUAUCUUAUUUUGCAGGCUCAACCAUCUCCUACAACAGGAAAAUUUGCAUUAGAGCAGCUUAGUAACAACAGUGGCAGUUCUGUCUUAGCUGCUACUGACAAAAGUAGAUAUAGUUCCGCUGCAGAUGUUGCUUCUGAGUCAUUUGUGUUCAAACCUCUGGGGGAGUUAAGCUCGUACAUUUCAAAUGCCAAGAACAAUGUAAGAUUUCCUCGUAGAAGUUCCGUAUUUGAUUGCAUGGCUUUGUUUUAUGGUGGGCUUUUUGUGUCAGAAAAUGAAUAUUUCCCCUCUUCUUCGAUAAAUUUUGGUACAAGUCUAGAUUCAAGUCAUUUAAUCAGUGCAGACUAGCUGUUUGUUCUCCAUAGUCUGAAGCAAAACUCAGUUAAGCUAGCGUUUGUCUGAUGUAUAGCAGUUGAUAGGCCGUGUAAAAUUCACCUUCUGUUCCUGGUUUGAUUAAAGUUUUAUUUUUUCUUUUUGUGCAUGUCUGACAUGUGGUUCAAUCGAAACUAGCUCAAGAACGACAUCUGACCUCCCAUUCUAACGUUGAAGAAUCCAUUCUGUAAUAGUGGGAGGCACAGGAGAUUAACCUCUUAAUCUUUUUUUAUGACUGAUUUAAGAUCUAUCAAUGCUUUAUGAGAUUACUUGCCCUGCUAGUAGAUCCUGGUUGAGUUUUCUCCUGCAAUUGUGGAGUUUGUAGAAUUCUAGCUUGCUAUUUGGAGGGUUCAUCUGUGAUAGACACUAAGAUGAUGGAGGAACAGACAAGAUUGCAUCUUCAUGGGCUAUUUAGUUUCACUUUUAUGGGUCAACUUCCGGGGUCUGAUUAGACAAAUAGUUAGAUACCAAUACUGAAAUUGUUAAGCAUGCACGAAUUACUUUUCAUAAUCGCUCUUGUUGUGUUUAAUAAAGGAACAGGUUUCUUCUUCUUGUGCUGAGUUUCAAGCUGACUUUCCUUUACCAGAUAGCUUCCUCCAUGGAUCACCAACAUUUAGAACUGAGUUCUAAGCUGUCUGUUCCAACGGGUUCCCCAAACUUGGAAAGCGCAGAUGCUGCCGGCAUCACCCACCCGCAAGACCUGCUCCACUUCCGAUCUGAACAAAAGGACUCAGCAGGCGACUUGUCUGAUUCUCUGAUGGGCGAUGAGCCAGUUGACUUCCAGCAGGAUGGAGAAGCAGAGAACAGGGGAGAGUCCCCACUUGUGGCCGCCAGUGUGCAGUCUGAGGAUGGCUAUAAUUGGAGGAAGUACGGCCAGAAGCAGGUGAAGGGGAGUGAGUACCCUCGGAGCUACUACAAGUGCACCCACCCUAAUUGCCAGGUGAAGAAGAAGGUGGAGCGCUCCCUGGAGGGUGUCACCACCGAGAUAACCUACAAGGGGACUCACAACCACCCCAAACCCACUGCCCAGGGCCGCCGGUCAGGUGCUGUCCCCAGCCUCCACCCUUUUGGUGAGGGGUUAGCAGAUGGGCCUGAAGCUCGUGCCCCACCGCCUGUUUCUGAAGGUGAGCUCUCAUUAGCCCAAGGAUGUAAACUGUGGGAAUGUCAUCCUGGAUCAAAGAACUGAUGAUCUUGCUGCUGAAUUGGAUAAUGCAGAACACGGGCAGGGGCCGGAGGGGCUACUCUUUGAGUCAGCUGGAGGUUCGGAUCUCCCAUCCAACCUGUCUAACGAGGAGGAAGAUGACGAUAGGGUAGGUGGAGUCGAGGAAGAUGAGCUGGAGUCUAAGAGAAGGUAAGCUCUGGGUUGUCUGCGGCCACCGUGUUUUCCUCUGGUAGAUUCGGGUUUGGGUUGAUGCUCAAUCGGGUCUCAUUGGUGCAGGAAACUGGAUGUGUCUUCAAUGGAGGCGGGAGCAUCUUCUAGGGCAGUUCGGGAGCCAAGGGUCGUGGUUCAGACGACCAGCGAGGUCGACAUCCUUGAUGACGGGUAUCGCUGGCGGAAGUAUGGGCAGAAGGUCGUCAAAGGAAAUCCAAAUCCUAGGUAACUCUUGGAUAUUCACUUUUUUACUACUUUUUUAUAUAUAAAAAAAAGUUCAUUUCAGAUUUCUUUUGUGUCCUUGUCUACAAGAAAAAUGGACCCAGAUGAAUUAGGUUGUGAUCAUCAGAUUAACUAAGUGUUAAGUUGAAAUUUUCUUAACCAGAAUUGAAACUAUAUGGCAUAUAAAAUAUCGUUGUUGCAUCUUUGUGACUAGUUUGCUCAAUAUUUUACUGCCUGGGGUCUCUUUGAAAAAAAAAAUCAAAUCGUUCCAAGACUGUCUGUGGGUCAUCGACCCCAUCAUCUGAAUUGCCUCUUGAUUUUAUUUUCUUCUCCGAUUUUAUUUUUCUUGGUCCGAAGGACUCACUAUCUCACCAGGAGCUUUGGCUUUGAGAAGAUCACUUACUCAGGGAAGGGAGGUGGGUGUUUGGUGUGAUGCAGGAGCUACUACAAGUGCACUAACCCAGGCUGCACUGUCCGAAAGCAUGUGGAGAGGGCUUCCCAUGACCUGAAGUCUGUGAUCACCACCUAUGAGGGGAAGCACAACCAUGACGUCCCGGUAGCGAGGAGCAACAGCCACACUGGCACUGGACCAUCAGGCGGUGGUGGUGCUGCCCCACCACCAGUCCACAGGAGGCCGAUGCCUGGUCUGGUGGCCCAUGAUGGCCUGCCGAGCUUUGAUGGCCCGUCGCUGCCACCGCUGGGCUCAUUUGCUCCAGCGGGGUUCCCCAUUGUUGGCCAGCCGACGCUGUGGGCUCUCCAGCAUGGGAAUGGCUGGCCUGGUGCCUACCGACAGCGUGAAGAUGCUGCUGCUGCCACUGGUGGUCCAUUUGGUGGUGGAGCAGCGCCGUUGGAGGGAGGUUGGCUUAGGGACACCCAAGGAUGA
This is a messenger RNA of Spirodela intermedia, 3640 nucleotides long. Lineage: Eukaryota; Viridiplantae; Streptophyta; Magnoliopsida; Alismatales; Araceae. The record is from the annotation of a GenBank genome assembly.